GCUGGCUUCCUCUUUCACCGCUCAAUCUUUAACACAUCAGAGAUAAAACAUAACACGUUCUCAGUGUCUAAUCAUUUACAUGGUAAAACAAGGGGUAUAAAAAUGGACGGACACUUUUGGAUGUCUACAAUGAGCUGAUCUUUGAAUACAUUGCCAUUUUUACCCGUUGAGAUGGACGUUUGGUCUCCUAAACUGCACCUCGCUGCGUGGACAGUGAUGCGCCUCCUCUGUGUGUUUUCUCAUGAGGUGACGGUGAGCCACUCUGACCUGAAGCCGUGUAAGGAGGACAACCGAGUGUGUGUCACUGACAACAGAGACUGUGGCCCUCGACCGCUGGCAUCUAUACAGAACACCCUGAACAUGUCCUGUGGCUACCAGCAUACACACAGAUCCAUGACAUGUGAGUGGAGUCAGGAGUCAAACAGCCACACUAAGUCUCACGUCUCUCUCAUCUUCAGCAGAGAAUACAGAGUCUUGUCCUGUCCAGCGAUCUUUGCCCCGUUGUCUGUCCUCAGCGUUACAGCCAGGAUCAAAAACUACAUGACAGGAACGGAGAUCUGGUCCCAACCUCAAACUGUCUCUCUCCAUCAGGCAGUCAAGCCCUCUCAGCCUGUAUUAACUGUCCUUGGCUCCACUGAGGACUCUGUGAUUGUGUCUUGGAGAAGCAGCGGUGACGGCGGCUGUCGGCUUCGCUACAGAGUCGACAGCACUGACACAUGGACCCAGGCUCUAUAUUUUGUCCCUGCCCAGGAAGAUCAGACAUUGACCUACACGAUCCAAGACCUCCUGAUGUCUGCCAUCUACAGGGCUGCUGUGGCCUGCAGAUCUAAGUCAGGCAUCUGGGGUGACUGGAGCUCUGAUGUCAGUGCGAGGACGCUAGGCAGGGUGCCCUCCAGGCCUCCAGAGGUGUGUUACAGAGUGGAGAAAAAUGACUCUAGUGGAUCUUUUCUCCUUCAUCUCAUAUGGAAGGACCUUCACCUCCGUGAUGCCAGAAGUCAUAUCCUUGGAUACCAGGUGAGCUACGAGCCGGUGAAGAGGCAGCCGCUGCAGGACAGGUUCAUUCAGAACGUCACAGAGGUGAUGGCGGUCCUGGUGGUGGAGGAGGGGGACUACAGCGUCACAGUUACAGCCUUCAACAUGGCCGGCUAUGGACCUGCUGCACAUCUCUGCAUUGACACACAAAGACAGCACACCCCCCUGUCAGUCAGAAACUUGUGGGUUUCCAGUUCCCUCCCAGCUGUUAAAGGCCUUCUGGUGCAGUGGGAGAACCCCCCAGUCUCAUCCUCUGUCCCACCUGUCAGUCAGCUUGCUGUUCAGUGGCACUCUGAGACUCGUCCAUCCACCAGCCGCUGGAACACAGUGGACAACUUCACCACCUCCACUGUCAUACAAGACGUUGACCCUGAUGAGUCGUACUUGAUCAGUGUGUUCCCCAUCUACAACCAGCAGUGUGGAUCUCCUCGGUCACUGCGUGCCAGUCUGCAGCAGGGAGCUCUGAUGGAGGCGGUCCAAUUGAAGGUGAUGGGCGUGACCAAAACCACUGUGACAGUGAUGUGGGUGUGGCAAAGAACAUCUGGACCAAUGAGGGUGAACAGAUACGAGGUGACGCUGAGCAAAGACUCGGAGAAACAAACUCUGUCUCUGUGGCCGGACCAAUGUCAGCACACCUUCCUCAACCUGACACCCAACACUGAGUAUACUCUUCGCUUAUUGGCCGAUGAUGUUUCCAGGAGCCUCAUCUUAGUGAGAACAGCCUUUGAUGAGGUCCCAGCGGUGGCUGCAGUGACUCCUCUGCUGCUGUUGGCUGUUACUGUGUUCAUCAUCUCCAUCCUGUCCAGGACUCUGUACAAGUCGUACUUCUUCCCGCCCAUCUCCAGCCCGCGGGGCAGUACGACAGGCAAGUGGCUGAUGGACCCAAACCACCAGCAGAAAACUGCAGGGAGGAACAUCCUGGACAUCGAGGACUUCCAGGUGACAGAUGUACUCGGAGAGAAGAGUCUCAUCACGGUCGGUUUGACGUCCCAGCCCUCCUCAGAAGAGGACCUACAUGAAGACACCUCUCUGCUGUCCAUCAGCCACCUCAUCAUCAAACUGUCAGCCCUGGAACUGGACCCAGAGUAUAUUUCUGAUGCUCCAGUGGUCACACAGCACCCACUGGUUUCUCUCCAGCCCUAUCAUUCUGACUACCCAGUGAACUUCCAUCAUCCCAACAACCAAGAGGCAAACACUGCCCUGCUGUGUCACACACGUGAAGCCAUCGGCCACUUUCCUCAAGAAGAGGAAAAAGGCGGACAGGUGGACUUAUCUGAGCCGUCACAUCAGAUACACGCUGUUGUGAAAUGUCCUUUUCUUGACUUGAUUGCUAAAGGUCACAGUGUUUAUCACAUGACCUGUGAGGACGAUUACUUAGUGAACUCAUUUCUGGAAAAAACAGAAGUGUAAACAAUGAGUGGACAAUGUCCUUGUUUGAUCUGUCAAACUGAUUAAAACUGUUGCUUAAGCACAAAAAAACUGCAGAUGAAGACUGAAUCAACAACUUCAGGGCUGCAUGUGGGAAAAUAAGAGUUGAAGACUGUGAAAACAUGCUCCCUGUGAUUAUAACAUCUGUCACACUGCAGAAAAACUAAACAGAGAACUGAAGCUGAGCGCACACAAUUUGUACGAUUUUAGUCCAUUCCUGACCCGAUUGGCACAACUCAUUUUAGACUUUCACUAAUAGCGUCCAGCUGUCAGAGCUUUCAAUGAAUUUGUGAUAUGUCAGAAAUGUUGGAUGAGAGAUUCCCCAAGAGCGGCUUUUUUUCUCACCUUGCCUGUGUAAAGUGGCGAACAGAGUGUCUGAAAGGUGCCAUGGCAACAUGACUCGGCAUAUGGACAGAAAAUAUGAAGGCCAGGUUGGUUGAGCCGUGUUAACAGCAUACGGAGCCAUACACAUGCAAUGUCUUUAACCGCCUGGAAAACACAAGGUUGGGUGAUAUGGCCGGUAUACACUGUGCGAUUUUGGGCUGUACCAGACGAAAGAUGACCAUGGUGGGAGAAACGUGGCGAUAUCUUUGGUCGUGGCUCUAAAACAGUGGUCUUACGUCGCACUGUGAGACAGGUUCAAGGACGGCCGUUGUCAACGUCUUGUGAACAUAGAUAACCGGAGAUAAAAUUCUGACAGUGUCAGAAAUUUAGGAUGACUAUCUCACAGUGUGACAGCUGCUACAACCUACAUCUACUUAUCAAUCAGAAAUGCAGCCCGAAAUGACGCAAUGGUCACUGCGACACUGGCACUAAACCCAAACAAAUGAUCGCUUGCCAUGGAGGUAAAACGAACAAAAAGAAGUGUGUGGAACUCCCAGAGAAAGGAAAGUUUGGUGGAGCUGUGGCAGCAGAAGCCUUGUUUAUCUGAUGUUUCCUCCAGCUGCUGUCAUGGCCGCCAGAAAAAAGACGCUACAUGGAAGGAAAUUGCAGAGGAACUGCAACUUCGCUGAUGCAGUGCACGGUGAUGACGUUGCAUAUUGACGUACGUCGUAACCUGCGAUUCAGUAGUAAACAGCCAUCAUACAAUCUGCACACAUCAAACUUGACAUCGUACCAAAGUUUAUUAGAUCCACGUCUCACAGUGUGUCAUGCAGUAGUCUUAUAAGAUUGCUAAAAUCGCACAGUGUAUAGAGGACAUUACUUUUGUGCCUUUUGUGAGCCAGCUUUCAAGAGCGUGGCGACAAGCUGCGUCUGAGGUUACUAAGCAACCUUAAUUAAUACUGUAUCAUAGCCUAUUUACCUGAAAUCCUGAGUGCAGAGCUGAUCUUCUUUCAGGCGCUGUUUUUAAGUGUGUGGUCGUGUCCUCUGUGAGACAGUUGAAAAGCUCUGGCAGCCCUGCACUGACACGAUCAACUUUUCCAUAUUGACCACAGACUGAUAUUUACAGAGGAAGGGAAAGAUUUCUGUCAGCUGUGAUUGGUUGUCCCUUGUAACAUGACAGGUGGUAUGCACUGCUGCAUUCCAAAAGCUGAACUUGGUUUAUCUCGGGGUACAGCAGUCCAGCCCUAAAAAACAGGCGCUCGGGAACACGUGUGCCACGACAGCAUUGCUCUGGCUCUCAAGCAUGCCUGCUGUGCGUCUUCAUUAGAAACAAUGAAUUUGAAGGCACACACACGGCAUGUUUACGGCCCCGAUUCAAGUGUCUAUGAUGUUCCCUCCCCCUCCCAUCAUGACCAAAAGAAACAGCAGUAAUGCAUUAUUGUAAACUGCACUGGUGUAACGUUAUAGACCUCCAUGCAAGCAAACUUCGAUCUGUACGGUGCUUUUCAACAAAUCUUUAUUUACAAAUGUCUCCAUUAAUCAUGAGCUUUGGCUUUAGAUCGCAGACGACUGACUGGUACAGUAGGAGUUGGAAUUGACCUUUUGCUAAGCCCCGCCCCUUUGUGAUGGUCCAUCAAGCUGUUGGAGCUAGCAUGGAGCCCACACUGUAGCUAUUUGCACUCCCUGAUGAAAUAUUGCCAUAUCUAUGGACAAAUGAAACAGUGAUUCCAGAGAGAAGUAGACAGAGAGGGUCUACAGUUUGUGUCUGAAGGAUAUAUCCAGGAUGUCAAACUGACUCAGCAGCAACAACAGGUUAAAAAGACAAAGAUAGUUAGUUAGAAGCUAAAACCUACAGAUCACAGUGUAAUAGUAAACCAUCACAUCAUCUGGAUAUUGAGUUAGAAGACAAUGAAAAUAAAGGGAAACUUUGCCAAUAUUCAACCAGCUGUGUGACAUAAUCCUACAAAUCAGCUGGAUAUUACUCUCUUCAUCAGAAUAGCAGUAAUCACCAUAAUUAUUUGGUAUCCUUGUCCUCGCUAAUAUUUUCUGCUUUGCUUGUGAUUAUUUUUACUCAACUGGUGUCAAAGAACUUGUUGAACUUCUGGUUUCUGGUUUUGGUGAGAAAGCUCUCACACAAACCUCAUAGUGUCUGUUACAGAUCAUUUUUGUUUUAUAUUUGUCCGUGUAUUAAUCGAUUGUCAUAAACUUGCUAAAUAUUACAAAAUUUUCUUUGUGUAAGGAUGCUGUGCUCAUUUUUUCUCUUCUUUCUCUUGUGCAGGUCAGGGUGAAUUCAUGUCUGUUAACAUCCACUUCAUGCUGUCGGUCUAAGAUCGACUUUGUCAGCUUCAGCUGUAACUUAGCCUACAGUUAGCAUGUUAGCCUACAGUUAGCUCCUUAUCAGCUAAUUUCCAGUGUUACAAUUGGUGAUGUUUCUCAAAUAUUAUUCAGUACUUUAUCAGGGUCACCUUCAUGUUCCCAGGGUCCUAUGUCUCUUGAAAUAAAAUAAAAUAAAAUAAAAUGAAAUAGACAAUGGUAAGCACUAGCUUCACAGAUAGCAACAGAAUGAUGCAAGAUAUGUGUUUCAAAUGUAGUUUGAAAGAUUAAAAUCUGAUCAGCCAGUGUGAAGAUAUUAAAGUCCAAAGUCAAGAAAACAAAUUUAAGGGCAUUGAUUUCAAAGAAUAUCAGUGGGUUGUGAUCUUUACGUGAAUUUUAACAUUUUGACCAGGGGGAAACACCCCACCCAAAAACAUGACAAAGAAUAAAAAACCGUUUGAAAGAUCUCCUUAAUAUGUCAUAUUACCAGGAUACUGAGCUGGGAAACAUAGAUACGUUCCCCACUUUAUCCCAUUAAUGUUGCCACAAUAACCUGCUAAUAUAACACGGAAUGCUAGCUUAAUAGCAUGUGGCAUAAAUGCAAAAACAGACU
Molecule: messenger RNA, 5710 nt
Organism: Epinephelus fuscoguttatus (brown-marbled grouper)
Lineage: Eukaryota; Metazoa; Chordata; Actinopteri; Perciformes; Serranidae
Product: interleukin-6 receptor subunit beta
Exons: 15
Coding region: 172-2442 (756 amino acids)
Molecular function (GO): protein binding
Source: RefSeq, a predicted model, not a curated record